AAUCAUAUAAUUAGCUUAGCCUCCUUGCAACCACAGCUGUUUAUCCUCACCGCUCUUCCAAACUACCGUCAGCGUGUUCUUCGCAACAGGACCGGAUGCGUGUUUUCUUCUAAACUUCAGUGCGUGACGAAGCACCUGAGGUCAGGUGGGACGGCGCUGCUGCCUCGUGAGCGCCCAAAAUGCGCGCGCCUUCCACAUCAGAGCUGACACUUCAAUUAAUUCCGCCGCUCCGCGAGACAGCCAUGCACUGCGGGACGCGCACACACGGCGAGGAAAAGCCCCGCAAAUGCACACCGAUAACCAUCAAAUGACACCGAGCACGUGCUGGAAGCUUUAACUCCGCUCUGUUUUGAGCUGUUCGGGACUUUUUCCACAACUCUGCGCAGCCCGCAGACCACGCAGCGGUAAAAAUGAGGCCGGGCGGCAUCGUUUUAAUCGUCGCUUUCUGCUCCUUUACCGCUUAUUACAUCUAUGAGCCAAUUCCCGAGGAGAUAGAGGAGAGAUGGAAACUCAUGCUGACCAACUCGUUCUUCAGAACUCUCAGUCACCUGGCGGAUCUUAGUGAAUUAAUGGGCCUGAAGGACUAUAUGGGGGUAAUGUAUGCCAUUACUUUCUUAGAAAGGAUUGCACCUGUGUCUGAUGAGUAUGUUGAGGUGACAGAAGAGACGUUGGAUGGGGUGGAGGUGAUGCUGUACCAGCCGAAGCAGCAGCGUGGCAACGCUGAUCUCAGAAGAGCUGUUAUUUACCUGCACGGCGGAGGAUGGUGUCUGGGGAGUUCUCGAAUGAGUCCGUAUGAUCUCCUGGCCAGAAAAAUCGUCACUGAGCUGAAUGCAGUAGUCCUUUCUGUAGAAUACCGCCUCGCCCCCGCCCACCACUUCCCUGUCCCGUAUGAGGAUGUUUACCGUGUGGUCAAACAUUUCCUCCAGAUGGGGGUGCUGGCCCGGUUCUCUGUGGACCCAAGGCGUGUUGCUGUGUCGGGGGAUAGUGCUGGAGGGAACCUUGCAGCUGCUGUCUCCCAGCAGUUGCAGAAAGAGCCUGGACAGAAGAUCAAGUUAAAAGCUCAAGCCCUCCUCUACCCUGCCCUGCAGGCUUUAGACCUCAACACACCAUCAUACCAGCAGAAUCAAGACAUGCCCAUUCUGCCACGUACUCUCAUGGUGCGGUUCUGGAGUGAGUAUUUCACUAGUGACAAGACCCUCUUUAGAGCCAUGAUGGCAAACACACACAACAGUCCUGAGACCUCGAAGCUUCUCAAGUUUGUCAACUGGAGCACCUUUUUACCAGAAACUUAUCAUAAAGACUACAACUACAGUACUCCUGCUGUGGCACAGGAAGUGGAAGUGAGGGUUGAUGGGAUAGACGAACCUUCUCGGUCUUUUGCCGACCCCAGGGCAUCGCCCUUGUUGGUCCCAGACACACAUUUAUACUCCCUACCCAAGGCCUACAUUCUGACAUGUGAGUAUGACGUUCUCAGAGAUGACGGAAUGAUGUACGCCACGCGGCUCCACGCAGCCGGUGUCGAGGUGACGCACGAACACUACGACACAGGAUUUCACGGAGCCCUGAUGUUCACCGUGUGGCCAACGGACUUUCUGAUUGCACGCCGCAUGACAGCAAACUAUAUUAAAUGGCUCAAAGAAAAUUUGUAGGAACUUUGGCUAUUCCAGUUUUUCCACAUAGUGAUGCAAAUGUUUGGUUCUGUAUAUAUGACUUUUCCUCCCUGUUCUAAAAAGAAGUGUUCUUUUUACUUUUAUUUUUUGACUUUUACAGCAUCAACACAAGCAGCAAACAGGAUUUUAUGUAUUUUUUCCUUGGCAAUAUUUUUUCUGAUGGCAAGUAUAGAAACUCAAACUGUAAAAACCAAAACUGGGGUGGAUCGGGGGCACGUUAUAGCAGGGAAGUGGUCUUUAUGCAGUGUUCCUUUACAAGGGCCACUUCUCAUGGGAAUAUGGUCUUACUAUGAUAGGAAACAUGUGGCCAGUUUCCACUAUCGGAAUUUCCAGGAUGUUUUACCAGACCUUUGAGGCAUGAGUGUGUCUCCUUUCCACCGACCCGGCUCAAAUGAACUAUUUUCUGGGCUAUUUCAGCAACCAACAGAGUACCUGAACUUAAGUAUGUACUUGGAGCGGCCUGGUAGAGUCCGCUCCAAGGGUGGGACUUGGGGUUAACUCAUGCUGAUUGUAACUCUGUAGGAAAUGACAUUGGCAGACGUCGCCAAACAACUGACAUUUGUUGGCGAAGCAGAAAAGAAGAAAAAUAAUAUAAGCAGUGUUGAUGCUCAAUAAUCGCUGCUACACUGAAAAAUGCAGUGGGAAUCCACGACAAUACCAUAAUUCAUUUCACUUAGUGGUCUCAAAGAGAGCUGUAAAAGAUGGUGCUUCACCUUGUUAUUGAACUCCGCCUUUACAUCACAUAGGAGCUCUCCCCAUCCACUAAAUGGGUUAAAUAACGGUGUACUUUUACAGAAUCUUAUUUUUACUGUGGACACCUUCUGUCAUUGAUCACUGACAUCACUCACUGUAGAAGGAGUGGUAUGCUUACAUCUUAGGAAAAUCCUGAAAGGGCUGAGAGGACCAAGCCAUCAUAUCUCUCAUUCACUUUUCUCCCUCCCAGGAAUUUCCCAGAACUCCUAUAGUGAAAACAUGGCUAUAGAUAAGCAGGACUUCGUUAGUUUUUCAGCUGGGUAUACUUUAUUGAUGGUUUUGAUCGUGCAUAAAGCCGGGCGUACACUGUGCGACUUUUUCACUUUUUUGAGCCGAUUUUCCACUCGUGCGAGAAUCCACGACAUCGGGGCGAGUUUUGCGCCGAGCGGUCGUGUAGUGUACAGGGGGUUACGAGAGGCGAUUAACACCACGUGACCAGCUGCCGAUCAGGAGUCGUGAGGUCGCACGGACUUCUGGAGUGUUUGAUAUUUCGCUCGUCCCUCGUGAGGGUAUCGCACUGUUGAAGCGGCGCUGCGAGCAGCUGAGACCCAAAAUGUAUCAGAACCGCUCACGGCCCAUGCGCAAUCCUGCAUCAACGCCGCUCGCUAUUUCCCUAAUAACACACGCUGUUCAUUUUUGUUUCUACACGUUUUUUUACUCACAAAGAUUGUCAAGAAAGCGUGUUUGUCGUGUUCAUGUCAAAUUAAACUGAUCACAAAACACAGAUUCACUUUCUUUAUUUCGUUUUCCUCAUCCAACCCCCAUAAAUCCCUGUGUGUCCUCCUGCAGCACUCCCGAAGGACAACAGGCAAGACAAAAAAGUCUGACAUGUUGAGUAAAAACUGCUAUUUUUAGCAUAUUUUUAGGGCCGACGUGUUGCUACCAGACGUACAGUGUGAGCAGUCAGGUCGCAUGCGAGAACUGGGUUGUGCAGUGUGAGCACAUGACUCGUGAGAUCUGCCCUGCGAGGAAGUCGUACAGUUUGAGCUGAAGCUGAACGCUGCGAGUGAAAAAGUCGCACAGUGUACGCCCGGCUUAAAGCAUCCAUUGUGCUGUGGCAAGGACUUUAUUCCAGCAGCAGGGUCGUAAACAAAGCAUGGUGGCAAUGGUGGUAAUGGUUUCUUGGCACCAAACAUUUUAUGCUUGCAUGCAUAGAGCUAGCAUGAUCUUAUAGAGCAUACAUAAAGUAACACAGUAAAGUAACCAGUAGCCCUACUGGUUGAAAGUGGAAAUUACAACGGUCAUAAACACGUUGCAGCCUGCUGAAGCUCGUGUUAACAACAAACUAACACUAACAGGAGCCAACUAAUACCAAAACAAACCAUGAAGUAAAAAUAUCCAUGCUGUUGGACUAAAAACAUUACGUACAAGUCCAUUAGCAGCUAAGCCAGGUCACCAUCGGUCCAUGAUUUUGUAGACCGUGCCAAUGUUCAUUCUGGUUUUAGCUCUUUGCUUUGUCUCCAAAAACAUUACUCUUAUGCUUUAAAUUCCAGGCUCCGCCACGAUGCCAACAAAAGGCAAAUGUCUUCUUUUCUUUCGUCUUGUGAUUUUUAUUGACAAUCGGAAAACUGAAAAGCUAACUACUAGCACCGCAGCUAACAGCCAUGAACAGGUAAAGAGCUCCCUUCAUAGAGCGCCUACCCGCUCUACAAAACUGUUAAGUGCAGUAUCUGGCCAGUUGAGGGCUAUUGAAUCCAAAAGGUUCAAAUGAAGGCAACUGGACUUCUUUGAUUUCUUGAAGAAGUUUCGCUUCUCAUCCGAGGAGCUUUGCCUAUUCUGACUGGAAUAUGGGAGAGUCAAGCUUAUAAACUGUAGCUGUCUAUUGUUAUUUAACGAGCCAAAACUACUCUGGGUACCCCGCCUCUCCAUCCCCUGAUGAGUCGUUGGCCUCUGUUGAAUGGGGACAAAUACGAAACAGGUCAAGUUUCUAACUCAACAAUGACCGAGAUCAAUGUUAAAGCUGUAGCUUUAAGUUUUUAUAACUAUUCAAUGGUACAUGAAUCCUAGCUUAGUCUAAGAUAGGCCAUACCAGAUUGGGUCUGGGAUAUCGUACGAUCAUGUCUGUAUGGGUUUAGAUCCUUGUGGGAAAGGGUUUCUUAUGGAAAGACCAUGUGGUAAAAUAUCGAUGUAGUGUGUGUUGAUUAUUUGGACAUUUUUUUCUCUCUGAAGGAGAUUUUGCUAAUUUCCUGUGAAUCAUUCAUAUUAUAAUUGGUUGUGAAGACCAUAACAGGGUCCUAAUCCAGUGUGAUGGGAGUGCAAAGCUUAUUGUAUUCAUUUUGGCAUCAGUAUGACAUCAAAUUAUGCCUUCAAGGAUUUAAAGAAUUCACCAUGAAUCUUUGUAAGUCAGAGGGGGAUAUUAGAAUUUUUUUAUAUUCAGUAUUUUUGGCCGAAGGCCGUUUUUGUCUCCGAGUUUACUUACCGGUACUUAUGAAACCUAACACUGCUUGGAUAGGUUGAAACAACCUUGAGUCAGUUGUGAUUACUGUUCUAAAUCAAAAAUUGGCAACUGGAAGCCAUAUUACAAAGACUUCUUUGUAUUUUAAUAACAAUGAAUCAGUUUCAUGUUUUCAUUUACGUUCCGCCAGCAUGUUGCUGCCAAACUAGAUGAUGACGCAUUUUUGGAAUAAUGUUAGCUUAGUGUAAUGUCGAAAUAUGGCAAAGAUGAAGAAGAUUUGUGAAGAACAUCAACAGUUAUUACAACUUUGAGUAUAUAUAUAUAUAUAUAUAUAUGUGUGUGUGUGUGUGUGUGUGUGUGUGUUCUUUUUUAGCUCAUGAGUAGUUUAUUAGAUUUGAAAAAGUCAUUUUAAAACAACAUAAAGGAAAAUGAAAUAUAAAAAUCUUUUUUUGGAAACUAUUGAAGGCCGUUGAAUAUGUCGAUUGUUAUCUUUAACCUUGCCUCCAAUGCAGAUCUGCUCUAGCCAAACACACAAAGGCUGAUCACAUAAAGGACCUGUUGAAACAUCGUGCUUGUUGCAUGGAAACCAGCUCAAACAAGAUUUUAUGGCUUGUUAUUUGAAUGUAUGACCAUGUCUGAUUUGUAUUUCUAUGAGGAUAAUUUGUUUAUUUUGAACAACAAAACCAUACUAAUCAUAUUUUAUGACUGAUGCGCAUUUACAGUUUUUCCUAAAAUAUUUUUGGUAUAACAUCAUUCUGUCACGUUUUACAUGAAACCCUUGAAGUGGUCUUUAAAAAGAAAAUGUCAUGUUUGGAUAACACUCAGUUGCAGUUAAUAUGACUUUGACUUUAGGUUUGCUUAGAUCUUUUUUAGAAAGAGUUUUAUUUGUAUAUGACAAUAUUGCCACUUUCCAAUUAGAUUUUUUUUUUUGGCCCAAAACUUCUAAAUAGGCCUUUGUACAUCUGUUUCCCUGGUGAAAAGCUUUCUUGGCAUUGUUUUCAGAUUUAGUGUUACAUGAAAAUAAAAUGAAUUUACUCGAA
Messenger RNA from Nothobranchius furzeri (turquoise killifish), 5858 nucleotides. RefSeq names its product arylacetamide deacetylase (gene aadac). The record is from RefSeq and is a predicted model, not a curated record. Lineage: Eukaryota; Metazoa; Chordata; Actinopteri; Cyprinodontiformes; Nothobranchiidae. Gene Ontology annotation, cellular component: membrane. Gene Ontology annotation, molecular function: carboxylic ester hydrolase activity; lipase activity.